GGUUGCCACGGAAUCUUCUACCCUUUUAUAUACCAAUUUCUAGCAAAGUCCAUCAGCUAUGUCUGGGUUAAAGAAGUCUGGAAAGAAGGCAGUCGAGGCUAUCUUGAACCCAAAAAAGAUCGACGUUGCUCUCCAGAAAUUUACCCGACCCGCCGUUGGAGCUGGUAAACCUACAUUCCCGACUUCUCAACGGGACUUGAAAAAUAUUGGGUUCCAUUUCGACCUUGCCGACCAUACCCGUGAAGUGCCCGACUCCAGACCUAAUGCGAAGCCAGGCGCUACCCGAAAAGCCAAUGUUUUCCACUGGCAAGCAGCGGCGCAGGCUGAGGCAAAGUCAAUUAAGGACUGGAUUCAAAAGAAUGGAUCGCAUGCAGUGAUCCAGACGCUUGAGGUCCCAGUAGAUGCCACCAAGGAGGAGUUCGAGGAAAUCCUGAAAACUGCAGCAGAAAAGCUCUAAGCUCCUAGGUAUCCUGUUCCAUUAGGUACCCAGCUUUGUCAAUAAUCAACAACAGUUGUGGGCCUGAUCACGAUGUACUGGCUGACUACACGUGGAAAAUGCAUGGUACUACUUUACUCCACGCCCCUCGGCUUCGUUGAGUGACCUAUUUGUUUUCCCCAUAUUGCUUCCUACUUCUUUAAGUGUUUCAUUCCCUUUAUGUCAUGCCAG
Aspergillus pseudotamarii is the source of this 667-nucleotide messenger RNA. RefSeq lists its product as uncharacterized. Lineage: Eukaryota; Fungi; Ascomycota; Eurotiomycetes; Eurotiales; Aspergillaceae. The transcript is spliced from 2 exons. Bases 59 to 457 code for a protein of 132 amino acids. The record is from RefSeq and is a predicted model, not a curated record.